AUGGGGUCCCAUAAUGACGACAAUGAGCCGCGUGUCGCGUCGUCGCGUCGCAGCUUCGAUUUCGCGGUUCGUCCGCUGCAGCGUCAAGUUCCGGAGCGCUUGGAACGUCCUUUGCCAGAACGGACCUUUCCCGAACGCCUUCUGGUAUCGUGUUUUCCCUUCUUCCGCCCAGUAAUCCACUCAGCCGAUCCCGUACCCUCUCUAGAAGCCGCUGAUGACGUCAGCGUCCGUCUCGCUGACGCGAACCACGCGCUUCACGAUAACGAAAACGAUGAGGACGGUAAUAACGGGGACGCCAGGGGUGGAUCUUAUGCGCGUUCUCUGCUGCCACGUGUCAUCGGAUCCCUAUGCCGCUGCUUGCCUUGGCAUUGGACGGGGAAUGAAAUCCAUGGCGUGGCGAGGCGAUUAGGGGAAGCCGCUACUCUUGGGUCGAAUCAAAUAGCGAGGCGAUUAGGGAAAGCUUCGGACAAGCAAGCUGGCGGAGACGAGGACGGGGAGACUGCGACGGGGGAAACGGAGGAGGAGGUCAGGAGGGAAGGACAGAAUGAGGCGAAAGGGAAGGGAGUGAAGGAGGUCAAGAGGGAAGGGGAGAAGGAGGUUAGGGAGGAGGGAGAGGAGGAGGAGCCUCCGGUGUAUCUGAGAUUCGAAAACCAGACGGAAGCAACUGUGAACGUGCUGUGGCUGUCACACACAGGCGAGGAGCGCUGCUACUUCACCCUCUUUGCUGCUGCUCCCUUCACCAUUUCCAACCGCGCCAAUUUCUUUCAAAACCAUCCCACACAGACGCAAGCUGCAGUGGACGUGCUGUGGCUGUCGCACACAGGCGAGGAGCACUGCUACUUCACCCUUCAGCCUGCGUGCUGCAACACUCAGGCGACCUUUGAGGGGAACGUGUGGCUCGUGCGUGAUGCUGCCACUCAGAAGCUGUUGCACCACAGAGUGAAGGUUGCCCUUCGUUCCUCGGUCGGCCGUCGACAGAGGUACCUCAUCCGCCCACGCCCAUCCCAGCAGCACAUACUGGUUGGUACUGCUAACGCUGCAGUUGCUGCUGCUGGUGAUACUGCAACUGCUGAUGGUGGUACCACAACUGCCGGUGCUGCUUCCAUCGGUGCGGGCAGCAGCAGCAAGCGAGUGGUAAUGGAGGAGGAGGCAGAGGGGGACGUGCGCGUGCCGUCAUGUUACAGGCAGGUGGUGGGCACGGCAGUGGGCGUGCCGGUGGUGGCGCAUGGGCGUGUGUGCAUGCCGGCACUCUGUGCUGCUGCUGACAUCGUCGAGCAUAUGCUGCAGCUCACCCCGCCUGCCAUAAUAACCCGGUUACAAGACAACUGGUGCAAGGUGGCCGUGAUUGGUCGAGAGCAGGUGACGACAGACAUACUGGAGCACUCGCACCUGAGGGGGACUCGCACGGACGAUGGCCGGGACUGGGACUGUGAG
Closterium sp. NIES-65 is the source of this 1434-nucleotide messenger RNA. Lineage: Eukaryota; Viridiplantae; Streptophyta; Zygnematophyceae; Desmidiales; Closteriaceae. The record is from the annotation of a GenBank genome assembly.